Messenger RNA from Penicillium verrucosum, 1194 nucleotides. Its product is annotated as protein kinase family protein. The record is from RefSeq and is a predicted model, not a curated record. The coding region runs from base 1 to 1194 and encodes 397 amino acids. Gene Ontology annotation, biological process: protein phosphorylation. The transcript has 3 exons. NCBI's taxonomy places the organism in Eukaryota, Fungi, Ascomycota, Eurotiomycetes, Eurotiales, Aspergillaceae. Gene Ontology annotation, molecular function: protein kinase activity; ATP binding.
AUGGACACACAUUCUGAAAUGGCGAACACCGAGGCGUCCCCUGGAAACACGGCAGAUUUUGGUGACUUCGUGAAAGAUGAAGAAGAGGAACUUGAUCUCGAAGAGCUUGUUGAGCCAUGGCAUAGGUACGACAUAGAGGAUAACCAAAAUGUCCUCUAUUCCGUCCGCCUUGGGGAAGUGCUUAACGAGAGGUAUCUGGUUGAACAUAAACUUGGCUUUGGUGGUGGCUCAACUGUCUGGAUGGCAUUUGACCUACAAGAUAAGAAAAACGUGGCCCUCAAAGUCAUGGCCCUAGGGGAAUGGGGCGACAACGAAACUCGAAUCCAGGAUGAGAUUAUCAAAACUAUACCGGUACAGGAUACUUCUCGCCUGGGUCUUGGUAUUCCCUAUGAAAGGGCCAUCCAUCUGUACUCUUACCUUAAAAAAGUGACUCCUAUGGCCUCUCGUAUGUCUGCUGCUCGACAAUUAUUGGAGACUGUGGCAAGUUUACAUAAAGCUGGAAUCAUACAUCGCGAUUUGAAUGCAAGGAACUGUAUGUGGGGAAUGUCUCCUAUCGAUGGUCUUAGUAGAAGCACCAAGUAUGAGUUACUAGGUCGGCCUCUAAAGCAGACAAUACCAUUUGUCGAUCUCUGGAAAAAGGGCGAGCUUGUGAGCCCUAUCAAAGUUCCUAAAGGCCUUCUUCGUCUAGAAGAAUUCUAUCUCUGUGAUUUUGGUUUAGCAAAGAAAAUCGGCGACCUUACUACUGAACGCGGCUACCCACCUAUGCAUUACUGCUCUCCAGAUCGACUUCAUGGACAAGAACCAAGUUUUUCUUGCGAUAUGUGGAGCUAUAUGGCUAUUUUCUCUAUGCUCUACCUUACAUUUCCUCCGUUUCCUACAUUUCUCGAGGGUGGAGUUGUGAGUGGUAUGGUUGAAUGCUUAGGUCCCCUACCUGAGCAGUGGAAAGGCCUUUAUACACAUCCCGGCGGGCUUGAUUCAUGGUAUGAUCAGUCUCAAUCUCCUGGUCUAGAUAAUGACCGUGACCUUGCUGCGAAAAUUGCAUAUUUUCGUCCCGACACUGAUCUGGUCGAGCGACAACAUGUGCAAUCUAUCAUGUCGAAGGUCUUUGUCUACCACCCAGAAAAACGGCCGACCGCAAUAGAACUUUUGCGAGAUCCUUCAUUCAGGGCCAUCAUGGAUCGGUACGGGUGCUGA